AUGAUGGUGCACUGUGCCGGCUGCGAGCGCCCCAUCCUGGACAGGUUUUUGCUCAACGUCCUGGACCGGGCCUGGCACAUCAAGUGCGUGCAGUGCUGUGACUGUAAAUGCAACCUGACCGAGAAGUGUUUCUCCCGGGAAGGCAAGCUGUACUGUAAGAACGACUUUUUCAGGAGAUUUGGGACGAAAUGCGCCGGUUGCGCUCAGGGCAUCUCCCCAUCGGACCUGGUGCGGAAAGCGAGGAGCAAAGUCUUUCACCUGAACUGUUUCACCUGCAUGGUUUGUAACAAGCAGCUCUCCACGGGCGAGGAAUUGUACAUCAUCGACGAGAACAAAUUCGUCUGCAAGGACGAUUAUUUGAGCUCGUCCAGCUUAAAAGAAGGCAGCCUCAACUCAGUGUCCUCGUGUACCGACCGAAGUUUAUCUCCGGACAUCCAGGACCCGAUGCAGGACGACACAAAAGAGACGGACAAUUCCACAUCCUCGGAUAAAGAGACCACCAACAACGAGAAUGAGGAGCAGAACUCUGGGACCAAAAGAAGGGGACCCCGAACCACCAUCAAGGCCAAGCAGCUGGAGACCCUCAAAGCAGCUUUUGCCGCCACCCCGAAACCCACCAGGCAUAUCCGGGAGCAGCUGGCUCAAGAGACAGGACUCAACAUGAGAGUCAUUCAGGUUUGGUUCCAGAACCGACGGUCCAAGGAGCGACGGAUGAAACAGCUGAGCGCGCUGGGCGCCCGGAGACACGCUUUCUUCAGGAGUCCUCGGCGCAUGCGCCCUUUGGGAGGCCGGCUGGAUGAAUCCGAAAUGUUGGGCUCCACCCCGUACACUUACUACGGAGAUUACCAAGGCGACUACUACGGCCCCGGGGGCAACUACGACUUCUUCCCGCACGGCCCCCCCUCGCAGGCGCAGUCCCCCGCCGACUCCAGCUACAUCCCCACUUCGGGGGCCGGCUCUACCCCGCUCGGACCCCUGGAACCCCCCCUCCCCGGGCAUCACGCUUCCGAGAACCAAAGGUACACGGAUAUGAUCUCGCACCCCGACACGCCCAGCCCGGAGCCCGGCCUGCCGGGCUCGCUGCACCCCAUCCCGGGCGAGGUCUUCAGCGGGGGUCCCAGCCCCCCUUUCUCCAUGUCCAGCUACAGCGGGCCCCUCUCCCACCCCAACCAGGAGCUGAACGAGACGGCCGUGUGGUAG
Elgaria multicarinata webbii is the source of this 1200-nucleotide messenger RNA. RefSeq names its product LIM homeobox 5 (gene LHX5). Gene Ontology annotation, cellular component: nucleus. Lineage: Eukaryota; Metazoa; Chordata; Lepidosauria; Squamata; Anguidae. Gene Ontology annotation, molecular function: DNA-binding transcription factor activity, RNA polymerase II-specific; zinc ion binding; RNA polymerase II transcription regulatory region sequence-specific DNA binding. The transcript has 5 exons. The coding region runs from base 1 to 1200 and encodes 399 amino acids. Gene Ontology annotation, biological process: neuron differentiation; regulation of transcription by RNA polymerase II. The record is from RefSeq and is a predicted model, not a curated record.